AUAUAGGAGAGAUAGCGUAUUUGUUCAUCUCGCUGAUAACACUGUAGGUGUGUCAUGUGUUACCAAUCACAGGACAAACUGUCGCUGUAAUUCACAUGUGGGCUUGCAGUCACUACGAAGAACGUCUUUAGAUUUAUUUCGAGUGCACGCGAAAGUCUGAGGGAAUAUUCCCAGGCCAAAGAAGAAAUAGAAGUUUACAGCAAAAGGACCUUCAAUCUCCUUUUUGUGCAGUGUGCCAAAAGUCAAGAUGGAUGACAAAGAGGCGCCCAAGAUGUCCUUCAUGUCCCGCCUUUCGUAUGGCGUGGGUCAUGUGCUGAAUGACUUGACAGCCUCAAUGUGGUUCAGCUACCUACUAAUCUACCUCCACCAAGUGAAGAACUUCAACAAUAAGCUGGCAGGAGACCUGAUGCUGAUAGGUCAGGUCAGCGAUGCCAUGGCGACGCCAUUCAUAGGCUAUGAAUCUGAUAGAACAAAUGGGAUCUGCAAAAUGGGGAAGAGGAAAUCCUGGCACUUCAUUGGUACGCUGUGUGUGAUUGCCAGUUUCCCCUUCCUGUUCAUCGGCUGUAUCACCUGUGACCACGCACCGGACUGGGCCCAGUUUGUUUAUUUCAUUCCCUUUGUGGUCAUCUUCCAGUUCGGAUGGGCGUCGACACAGAUCUCUCAUCUAUCUCUCAUUCCUGAUCUAACACCCAAUGAACACGAAAGAGUGGGUCUUAAUGGCCUACGGUAUGGCUUCACCGUCUUGUCCAACCUGACUGUGUUCGGCAUCGCGUGGCUGCUCCUGGCUCUCGGCUCGGAUUCAGACACAACCAAUCUAUCCGCAGAGGAUGCACCCAAAUUUAGGAAUCUGGUGUUUAUUGUGAUUGGUAUUGGAGUGGUGUUCAGCUUUAUUUUCCACAUUGGGACCAAGGAAAACCGUGUGAACACAGUAGGCUUGGACCCGGAAUUCUCACAAGGCCGAGAUGCCCUUGAUUCUGGCAGCUCCAAAUACGCCGGAUCCCUACAGAGGUCGUCAAAAUCUAACAAGAUGAAGACCACAGACUGGUUGAAAGAACCACAGUUUUUUCAGGUUGGGGUGUUAUACAUGUGUACCAGACUGUAUGUGAACCUGUCACAGGUCUAUCUGCCUAUGUAUCUAGUGGAGACACUGCAUCUCAACAAGACCAACAUUGCCAUUGUGCCUCUGAUCGUGUAUGUGUGUGGGUUCUUCACCUCACUCGUCAUGAAGCCAGUCAACAAGCUGUUCGGGAGGAAGGUGACUUACAUCAUCGGGGUCGUGUUUGCUGUGGGGUCAUGUGUGUGGAUCCACUUCAUCACCAGCACCAGCACCAUGCAGGUGUUUGGAGCCGCUGUCCUCAUGGGAAUUGGAGGCACAACUAUGCUGAUUACCUCCCUUGCAAUGACCGCUGACCUCAUUGGAGACAACACUGAGAGUGGAGCGUUCGUGUACGGUGCUAUGAGUUUUACUGACAAGUUGUCCAAUGGGGUUGCCGUGGAGAUUAUACAGCUGUUGCAUCCUUGUGUUUUCCAUGCACCAUGUAUGCUAAAAUUAGACUGCUGCCCACUGUGUGUACCUUUCUACCGCCUGGUCCAGUCCAUCGUGCCAGGCGGCUUCGCCAUACUAGGAUUUGUGACUUUAUUGACGCUCCUACCCCAAACACUUGGCUCUCGGUGGAGAGAUAAAGUGGACAUAACGGUAUCCUCAGGUUUGCAAAAUGGAACAAUUCCUGCUUCUUAUGAUGAUGACGAUGAAAAGUCCCCCCUUCUCAGGAAGAGCAUCAAUCCACCGUCAGGAGUUACAGGGAGACCUACGUCCAACUCACCCCACACAACUGCCGCACUUCACACGUCCAUGAACUCGCCGCCGGUAGACGUGGAUCCCAUUUGGUAGAUUUCUUUCUUCUAGCUCAGACACUGCUGUGACAACAUAUGUCUCAGGUGUAGGCUUACAUGACUACAGUCAGUGGUAGGCUUCAAACAACAUCACAUUACCUUGUUCAUCCUUGCCCACGUGGUAUCUAGUUAUUUUGAUGUUCCACAACAUCCCAUCACUGUAUGUAAGGGGAACAACUCUUUGUGAUUCAAGUGAACCUGUGACUUCCUGAAGGGGAAACAACUCUUGUUUCCCAUACAAGUAAACCUGUGGCUUCCUGUUGGGGGAACAACUCUUGUUAAACAUACAAGUGAACCUGUGACUUCCUGAAGGGGAAACAACUCUUGUUUCCCAUACAAGUAAACCUGUGACUUCCUGUUGGGGGAACAACUCUUGUUUUACAUACAAGUGAACCUAUGACUUCUUGUAGGGGGAAAAACUCUUGUUUUACUUACAACUGAACCUGUGACUUUCUAUAGGGGUGAACAUCUCUUGUUUUACAUACAAGUGAACCUAUGACUUCUUGUAGGGGGAAAAACUCUUGUUUUACAUACAACUGAACCUGUGACUUUCUAUAGGGGUGAACAUCUCUUGUUUUACAUACAAGUGAACCUGUGACUUCCUGUAGGGGAAACAACUCUUGUUUUACAUACAAGUGAACCUGUGACUUCUUGUAGGGGAAACAACUCUUGUUUAACAUACAAGUGAACCUGUGACUUCCUGUAAGGGGAACAACUCUUGUUUUACAUACAAGUGAACCUAUGGCUUCCUGUAGGGGAAACAACUCAGGCUACUUAUAUCAUAAAUGUGAAAUGCAUUUCAUUAUUAUGUGAAACAUUUGAAGCAACUUUUACAUGUACAUAUUGAAGGAGUUUGAUGUGAGUUAGCCACGUUGGUCUGCUGUACUUCUGAUAGUGCCAAUAGUCUCCUGCAUGUAUAGCUGGUCUGAACAAUGCAAUUAUAUACUGGUGAUAAGUGGAACACAAACUACAAACAGGGGUUGACACGUCAACACAACUUGGUACUUAAACUAUUUGUGUGUGAAUUAUGAAUAUGAAUUGACUUUGAUGUUUAUAAAACGUUAAUUGUUAUGCUUACUGUUUAACAGAGCUUGCGGUGCAUUUUGCUCAUGUCAGGAAGUGUUGUUCAAAAGAUUUAUCCCUUUUGUCAAGUUUUCCUAAAAUAAGAAUCGAGACUCAAGUAAUGUACAAGAACAUAUAUGCAUGUAUUGAUUUCAAUGUAUGCCCCUAUAUGCUUCAUUUGUUAAGUAUGAUUAUAACCAAGGGCCUGUCUUGGACUAGAUUGACGGCCUCAAAAAUGGUGAACAUAUCAACAAUUUACUGGCGAGUCUUCCAGGGUUUAGCUCAUCAGACUGAAACCAAAGUGAGUUUAUGUUGUGGCUUGUUGUCACUUUUCAGUCCGUCCGGUUCUUCAUUUGGUUAACCGUGGUUAAUUUUUUAAUUUUGACCACUCCUCUGAAACUACAAGGCCUUAGUGGGCUGAUUCUCAUGUAAUUGAUCCAAGCUAUGGUGUCUCCAAAACCUGCACACAUAAUUCUAAUCAGAUUUUAAAUAUCAGAUUCUAAUGUAAUUUCGGGCCAUAACUCGGAAUAACUCUGGUUUUCGGAAUAACAUAAGAUAUCUUUUGGGGCAUUUUUCUAUUUAUUAUCCAGCUAUGAUCCAGCUGCAACCCUACGCUUCUGCCUCUGGCUUCUGUUACUGCAUCUCACUAUUAAUCUGACAUCGCUUUUUUUCAAAUUGUAAAUGACAUUUGGCCCAGGUGUGGUUAGUUGUGGGGCCAACAUGUUUGUUCCAUUAUUGGCAAUGUUAUGAACUUUGACCUUGAUUAUAAACUUUGCAGCACAGUGAAAUUUCUGUCAUGGGCAACAAACAUCAAAUAGGUGCAAAACUGGAAAACCAUCCCUUCAGACCGAACUGCACACUUGCCUACUACCAUGUUUUAUGAAACCAGCUUCAUACAUUGUCAGUUACCUCUUGGCUGGUCAAGACCGUCUCCGUUUUAUGCAUCCGUUUACUACAUCUAUGUACCCCAAUAAAGGUCCAGGUUAGAAUUGCCGAUAACAGGAGAGGCGGCUAACAGGAUCGGGUGAUCAGACUUGCUGACAUGGUUGAUGCAGGUCAUCAUAUCCAAGUCACUUGGUUGUGUCUGGUCUGGACUCGAAUAUUUACAGGCUGCCGUAGACCUGGAAUAUUGCUUAUUAUGGCAUUAAACAGGUUUGCUUGUAACACAUUUGCCUGCAGAAUCUUACAGUUACCCCCUGUGUUUGACUGUUAUUAAGAUAUAUCGCAUUUAUUAGUGCUGUAACAAUUCACUGAUACCUACGAUAUCAUUGAUACUUAGGUUCACACGAUACUUGAAUCCUCAGUUUGUGAUGUCAUGAUAUGCUAUGAAUAGAACAGGAACUAAUAGAGUUACCACCCAUAAUGGCAGAAGUAGCAUAGCACCACCUUUAAACAUGGCAGAUCACAAGGACAAGGUAGCUGAGGACACGCCCACUAACUGUUACAUUUAAUAACAAUCCCUUCAUUUAAAUCUGUUUUGUUCUUGUGGUUUUCUUUGUUAAAGUUUUUGAGAUAACAAUAAUUGAAUGUAUGAAGAAAGAGGUUUUAGAGCUGUAUUUCAGUGAUUUCAUCAUUCUUAUAUUUGAUGUGGUGUAUUGUGAUACCAGUAGUAUCAUCAGUCUGUAUCGUGAUACGAAUCGUAUUGAAGAUACCAGGCAAUACUCAGUUCUAGCAUUCAUACAUCAUGGUGAUCAUAGAGCCCCGUGUUCAUAGAACUGCACAUUUGAUUAGGUUCCCAUGUAUAUUCAUUCCUUUUGUUAUCCCCCGCCCAACGAAGUUGGCGGGGGAUAUAGAAAUGGGCUCCGUCCGUCCGUCCGUCACAUUUCGUUUCCGGAGCAAUAUUCUGAAACCGUUCAAUAUUUUUUCAUGAAACUUUGC
Haliotis rufescens (red abalone) is the source of this 4833-nucleotide messenger RNA. Its product is annotated as major facilitator superfamily domain-containing protein 12-like. Gene Ontology annotation, molecular function: symporter activity. Gene Ontology annotation, cellular component: membrane. The transcript has 12 exons. Gene Ontology annotation, biological process: carbohydrate transport. The coding region runs from base 248 to 1891 and encodes 547 amino acids. Lineage: Eukaryota; Metazoa; Mollusca; Gastropoda; Lepetellida; Haliotidae. The record is from RefSeq and is a predicted model, not a curated record.